AUGGAAGGGAUGGCCGCACAGCGAGAACACCUGGGAACCAUCACGUCACCUUACCCACGCGAAGGGCGUCCUGAGAGACUGGCAGAGGAAACAAUCAAAUCCAGACACACGCAUUCGCCUCCUGCCAACGCUCAAAGCUGGACACUGGGACUAUCUCAUUCAUCGUUACAAGCCCAGGGACGAGCGCCUUCCAUAUCCCGAACGACAACUCUUCGACCCCUACAAAAACGUCUUCACGCCCAUUGGCCUAGUCGAUGA
This is a messenger RNA of Mycena citricolor, 258 nucleotides long. Lineage: Eukaryota; Fungi; Basidiomycota; Agaricomycetes; Agaricales; Mycenaceae. The record is from the annotation of a GenBank genome assembly.